Messenger RNA from Quercus robur (English oak), 984 nucleotides. RefSeq names its product histone H2A variant 1. NCBI's taxonomy places the organism in Eukaryota, Viridiplantae, Streptophyta, Magnoliopsida, Fagales, Fagaceae. Gene Ontology annotation, molecular function: DNA binding; protein heterodimerization activity; structural constituent of chromatin. The record is from RefSeq and is a predicted model, not a curated record. Bases 176 to 592 code for a protein of 138 amino acids. The transcript is spliced from 3 exons. Gene Ontology annotation, cellular component: nucleosome.
AUUUUCCCACCCAAAACAAACCCGCCCAUUUUUGCUCUGACCCCAAUUCAAUUCAAUUCAAUUCAGAGCUUAAAAAUUAAAAACCCACACAAGUUCUUUUCUCUCAUUUCAUUUUCUUUCCCUUCUCCACUGUUCCCUCCUUCUCUUCCUUCUCUCAAACGCUCUCAGGUGAGAAAUGGCGGGAAAAGGUGGAAAGGGGCUUUUGGCAGCCAAGACAACAGCAGCUAACAAGGACAAGGACAAGGAUAAGGAUAAGAAAAGGCCCGUUUCCAAGUCCUCCCGUGCCGGUAUCCAGUUUCCUGUGGGUCGUAUUCACAGGCACUUGAAAACAAGGAUUUCUGCUAAUGGGAGAGUUGGGGCCACGGCUGCAGUUUACUUGGCUUCAAUUCUUGAGUACCUGACUGCAGAGGUGCUUGAGCUGGCAGGAAAUGCAAGCAAAGAUCUGAAGGUGAAGAGAAUCACACCAAGGCAUCUGCAGCUGGCUAUUAGAGGAGAUGAGGAGCUUGACACCCUGAUCAAGGGAACCAUUGCUGGAGGUGGAGUGAUCCCUCACAUUCACAAGUCCCUCAUCAACAAAACCUCUAAAGAUUAAGCUGUUUGUGUCUGGUUUGAAAUGGCUGUUAACUUUAGGACAGUGUGUUUAGUUUGUGACCCAUUUUAGUAAUGGUGCUGUGGACUUUGUUUCAGUUUGUAGAAGAUUAUUUAGAUGGGCUAGGUUAGUACUUAGUAUAUAUUGGGUAAUCUAUUGUGCCUUCUUCAAACUGUUAUGUUCGUUUAGACUCUAGAGUAGGACUGGCGUUUCUUGAAUGGAUUUAAAUGUGGUUUCCUAACCACCUUUAACUAUUAUCUAUGAUUCUCAAAACUUCUGCAUGUAAUAUGAUGCUUAUGUUGUUUAAUGGAUUGACCUGUGAUGGGAUGGGAUUGCUGGUGUUGUAGCAUUUUCUAUGAAGACCAUAAAUUUGACAAUCUUAGAUUGUUUUCAGA